Messenger RNA from Oreochromis niloticus (Nile tilapia), 4786 nucleotides. RefSeq lists its product as uncharacterized. Gene Ontology annotation, biological process: cell adhesion. NCBI's taxonomy places the organism in Eukaryota, Metazoa, Chordata, Actinopteri, Cichliformes, Cichlidae. Gene Ontology annotation, cellular component: plasma membrane. Gene Ontology annotation, molecular function: sialic acid binding. Bases 3079 to 4293 code for a protein of 404 amino acids. The record is from RefSeq and is a predicted model, not a curated record. The transcript is spliced from 8 exons.
UAAGUCAAAGUGUACCUUGUGGUCGUGAGACUGUGAACCUGGUGCUUCUGCACUGACAGCUUGUAUAUUUUGCCUGGUCCUGCUUGGUGAGGUAAAAAAAAAAAAAAAAAAGGUUAGAUUUUCUACACCUCUGUUUCUCUAUUUAAAUUGUGUAAAACAAGCACAUUUUAAACUGUUAAAACUCGGCCAUAUUUUACUCACCUGUUUUAUAUCAUUUGUAUUUUUUUCUGUGUGUCAUUGUGUGGUGUAAAUGUCUUGAACUUUUUUAAUUUAAAUAAUUAAUAUCUAAUUUAAUUAGUAAAUAAUUAGUAAGCAUGCACAAAUCACACUUUGUAUUUGUUUGAUUCCUUAUGUUGAGUUAUGCUGGACUAAUUCCUGACAGUGUCUGCAGAACACUCCACCAAGGUCCAACUGUCCAACUGUCACUGUGAUCCACUGAUCUAAGCAAAGACACAAAUACCACUGCAAAUUCUAAUACUACAAAUUAUUGCAAUCAUAUUGCCUGCUGACUGUGGGUUAGUGGUAGUGAUGGGCAAAGCGAGGCUUUGUGGAACACUGAAUCAUUUGAAGCAUUUAAGCAGGAUUUGUAUUGAGGAUUAAAGAUAAUCUGACACCCAUCUCCACAGUGACACACCUUCACCCACUCUUUUGCUAAUCAUCACAUUUUGGUAAAAGCUAUCUGUGGCACAGACAAGCACUGCGCACACACACACACACAACGGUGCAUACUCAUUAUUACCACAUGUUUGGGUGGAUGGAUUUUUUUCCAUUCUGUUCCAUUCAUUCACAGUAGCAAUACUCCGGCACAUGGGAGUCAGAGCUGAAAAUUUGUGCCUGUUUAAGUUUUCUCCUUGAAAGCAGAGGCAGUUUCUCUUGAGAUAAUUUAAUACAUUUUCAGCACAAUGCAUUACUCUCUCUUUCUGUGCUUGUGGAAGUCAUUGGAGUCAGCGGGGGAGCUGGUCCUAGGUAGGGACUACUUGCAUGUCCCCACCCCAGGGAAAAGGGUAACAUCUCCUGGGUCUAGGAGCCGAUUGUCCCUCUGGGGGCGAGGGUACCUGGACCUGGGGUAUAGAGUAUGUUUGGGGAGUAGAGUGUGUGUAAGGUGUCCAUUUCUGUUUGUCUCCACAUUGGGUGAGUGCUGAGUAUUUGCGUAUGUGUUCAUUAGGGUGGGAAUGCAUGUUUGUGUCUGUGUGUGCCUGUUUGUCUGUGUCUAUAUCUAUGUCUAAAUCCUGUGGUAAAUCAUGUUGCUUCAUUUUUUUUAUUUUUAUUUUUUUGUGGAAAUCAGGUCCUGUUUGAUUAUGGAAUGAUAUGAGGCCUGAGUGAGGCAGGAAGAUAUUUUACUCAGAAUUAUGGAAGUUGAGUCAUACUUAGAGCUGUCAGCAAAUGACCACCAGAUAUUAGAGCAAGAAGAUGAAAGUUCAGGCAAAGGACAAAGCAGGUUUUGAGGAGCCUGAGAAGUCCAUUAUGGAUAAAAGGAAUUAUGUAAGCUAGCGCUCUGAAGUUAUGGGAUUUGGUUUGUAAAGCUCAUACAGGACACCGGCCUGUGAAGGGAAUCUUUCCAUGGCAGCUUUGUUGAAAUCUAUUUAAGAGAGCUCUCACUUUCCAGAGGGCUUUAUUAUUUCCCCCCUUAUCAGAGACAUCAAGGUCAUUUGUUACUUUGACAGGCUGCCAAAUGCUGAAGAAUCUGUCUCAACUUAUUGACCUGCUACAACCAGGAACCAUUAAAUUUUAAUCUACUGAUGAAUGUUUCAGUUCUACAAUGUUUUCAGUUUUAAUGUUGCUUUCAGAAAUGAGCAUCUCCCUCUUGUUUGUGUGCUCAUUAGUUUUUUUUCUAAAACCUUGUUGCUUGUUUUAUGUUUGAGAUCAGAGGUCCACUUAUUUGGUGGCUGUGGGCUGCAUUUCCUGUUUUCAUGUUUUAUAAAAUGAAUAAAUAAAUAAAUAAAAUUUCAGGCCAUUUGAAGAGUGGCAUUAAUGCUACUUUCCCCUCAGAAAUGAGCACCACCCUCCGGUUUGUGUGCUCUGAUAUUCUUUUUCUAAAACCUGCUUGCCUGUUUUCUGUGUGGUGUAAUCAGACGACUACAUGUUUGGUGGUUGUGGUUGUGGGCAGCGUUGUCCUCUUUUCAUUUUUCAACUAAAACAAAUCAAUAAAAACUCAACCCGAUUUCAGUAUGUUGAAAUUGAAUUCAUAAAGACAGGACAAGCAGAAUUUAACGUACUUUAGCAUAGAUAUUUUGUGUGUGUGUGCAUGUGUGUAAACUCAACUGAAAAUUUGUGUGUUUCUUCUAAAUAUUGUAAUGCCUAAAAAUUUCAGCGCCUAUAAAACAACAACGUGAAGUAUGGACCCUGUGAACAUGUGAGGAAAAGUCCCACUUUUCACUACAACAGAUGCUGAGUAAAUGUUUUGUUUUGGAAGAGGUAAAAUAACUGUACAUUUAUGAGAUCCCACUAAAUGAAAAUUAAGACUCUUUUUGAAAAGAAAGCCCACGUGCUCUGGUACAAAUGUGACCUCAAUAGAAAAAGAAAUGGUGGUUGACGUAGCGUUCUCAGACUCAUGUCUCUGACAGAGAGGAAAAAUGUAUUGCUUGUUAUUAAGAGGAAAUAGGGCGACGUUAAUAAAGUUAUUGAUACUCCAACAACUCGAAUUAAAGUUUCACAUAAUGACAUAAUGUGACAAGAAGUUUUAGCUCUGCAUCUAGUACCAAACCAAGAAAAAAUAAUCUCCAACAGAGUACAAAAAAAACUUCCUGGGAACAUGUUGAAGUGCAAAGAGAGGUAACAAAGGAGGAGGAGGAAGAGAAGAAGAGUCAGUUCAAAGCAGACACGCUGCAGAGAUCAGUGUGUGGACACAAGAGCUGGAGAUUCACACAGAAUGAGGAUAUGAAGAAGUGCUUUAAAUUUUGAUAUUUCAAGAUCCCAGUCAAGGUUAUUGAUUAUAUGUAACUACAGAAAUAAUACAUAUAUCAUUGUAAUAACUUGGAUUUAUUUUAUCAUCCAGUGAACUUUCUGUGUGUUUGUGCUUUGGAAAGAGAGACUGUAUCCUGUGGAGAGAAGCCGUGCUGUCUAAAGUGGCAAAUCAGAAUGUUAACUCUCAUCUGGGUGAUUCUGCUGUUCGCUGAUAAAGGUUUGACUAGGAGCACUCCUCCAGUCUGUACAAAGAGCAAAGACAAUGUCACGUUAAGUCAAAUAAAUAUAACAGCAGAGGCUGGACUAUAUGCAGUGUUACCAUGUUCUUUUACUACAGACGAUGGGUUUGAUGCCAAAAGUAUAACUUUGUACAAACAUGGUAAAACAAUAUUUGACUCCAGUGAUGAUCAAAAAAACAACUCUGAGUUUCAAAGGCGAGUCUCACUACUGGAGUCUGACCUGAAGAUGAAGAACUGCAGCGUCAUCAUUAAUGACCUCACCGAGACAGACUCUGGAUCAUAUCAAGUCAGAGUGUCUGAUAACAAGACGGAGCAUGGCUGCACAUUGAAGUUCACAGUCACCGUUACAGAUCUUCAGGAACUAAAGAUCAGUGGAAGUACAGUUGUGAAGAAGGGUGCUACCCUUAAUCUAACUUGCAAUGCUGACAGUUUCAUUGCAUCUUCUAUCAACUGGAUUAAAUCUGACUCCAACAAAAACUUGAACAGAAAAAAUGAAAAUAAAACCACAAAAGGCAAUGGGUCAGCCUCGCUUACCAUUUUUAAUAUGACACCAGAACUUUCUGGACAGUACAAGUGUAUAGCAACACACAAGAACAAAAACAUUACGAAAACCAUUGAUGUAAAAUUAUUUGCAGCUGGUCCAAGAAUUUUGAAUAGCUCUGGGUGUGAGGUUCAGUCUGAGGUCCUGAGCUGUAUGUGCAUCAGUGAGGAGUUUCCUCCACCCACCAUAAAAUGGCCACAUUUAAAGAGCCACACUGAGUACUCUGUAACAACCAACGUGUCAAACGCCAGAGUCACCAGCACCAUCACUGUGUUUCUAAAACACUAUCACUACACCACUAUUGAGUGUGUCACCAGUAAAGAUAAUGAGCAUAUAAAGAAUGAAGAUGUAUUCAAACAAAGAAAUGAAGAACCAAAAGUUAAGACUGCAGCACUGAGGGGGUUUCUGAUUGGGGUCAUUGUUUUAGCAAUCAUUGGUUUUUUGGUAACACGAUGCUACAGAAAAAAUCAGAGUUCUGAAAACCUGUCUGAAGACCUGGACGUGGUGACCACUGACGCUGUUCCACUGAUGGAUGCUGAUAAAGCAGCAACAAAUAAUAGGAUCCAUGAACCAGGCAAAGUUAAAAGAGAAGCUGAGUCUACUGCAUAAUCAGUGUCCGAUGGUGAUGUGGGACCAAAAGAGGUUGAGUACUCUGACACUGACUUCUCUGUGAUAAAGAGGCAUAGAAGAUACAGGAUACCAGAGAAAUGGAGUAUGCUAAAAUUAAGACAAAGAAGAGAAAAUGAUGGGGUGUCUGCCUUUUUGUUUGAUUAUAGUUUUCUCUUGUUUUUCUUCGUUACCAACUCCUUUUUAGUGUCAAAUAACUCAACGAACUAACGCAUUAAUGUUGUGGUUUGGCCACCCCUAGAUGGGCCAUAACAGGUGGACAGUGCCAGAAGGCUGAUUGGUGUGAUCAGUCCUCAUAUUUCAGUUGCCAGCUGGGACCAGAGAAAGGAAAGCUGCGCUAGGAACAAGUCAGCUGAACAGCUGCACAGUGCAAUUUAAAAAAGUUGCAGAUGAAACGUAACCAGCCCUUUAACAGCCUGUACAUGUGGGUCCUUUGUGUCACAGAUUAUUAUUAUUUUAUUUUGGUUUUGCUUUG